Messenger RNA from Chaetomium globosum CBS 148.51, 1968 nucleotides. RefSeq lists its product as uncharacterized. The coding region runs from base 1 to 1968 and encodes 655 amino acids. Gene Ontology annotation, molecular function: TFIIIC-class transcription factor complex binding. The transcript has a single exon. The record is from RefSeq and is a predicted model, not a curated record. Gene Ontology annotation, cellular component: transcription factor TFIIIB complex. Gene Ontology annotation, biological process: RNA polymerase III preinitiation complex assembly. Lineage: Eukaryota; Fungi; Ascomycota; Sordariomycetes; Sordariales; Chaetomiaceae.
AUGUUGAAUAAGAAAUCUGCCUUCAAGCCGAAGGCCGCUAUCCGUCGCCCGCCUGGCAAAGGAGGCUCCCAGAACGCUUCACGUCCAUCGACAACAGAGCCCUCGUACAACAGUACACCUGUACCUCAGGAACCCUCGUCCUUGAAAACCCAGUCUGCCCCGCACCCGGCCACCAGCACAUCCGUCGAAGUCCGCACUGCCGUCCCGCCCGAUGGCGCCCUUGAAGAUAUUGGAACAUCUCUGCAAGGGAAGGAGAAGCAUAUAGAAUCCGGUGAUGCGGAAUUGGGAGCUCAGGCCACGGGAGCCGUUCUAGAAGGCAGAGUCGCGAGUCUUACCACGGCGGUUUCGAGCGAAAAGUCUGUGAGUGAGGCAGCCGCUAGCCAACUUGAAAAGACCACAGCCCAGAUUUUGCGUACUGCCCAAGAACGCCCCCCGUCAGGCUCGCCAGCAGUAGACAGAGAUAAUCGUACCGAAUCUCGCGUGGAUGAUCGGUCGCCGGUCGUUACGGUUGCCGCUGCCGUUGCUCCAACCAACAAUUCUCUUGCCUCUGCAGAGCCUCUCUCUACGAUACAAAUCGAUGGCACUACUACAACAACUACGCCAACCCCUAUUGCCAACCAGGCCUCGACCCCCAAUGCCCCGACAGCUGCUCCGGCGGACCGAUCAUCGCGGGUUGCAGUAACACCCGCCGAGACGCCUAUCAGCGAACAGGCACAACCGGCGAGUGAAACGGCGCCCGAGCCCGCAACGAACUCUUCCCAGACCGCAAAACCAAAGCGUGGCCGUAAACGCACAACAACGACUGUCGCCAUUGAAGAUGCCGGCGAACAAGAUCCCUCCACCUCAAGGAAACGACCACGAAAGAGGGCGGCUCCACUCCCAGGUGAGGAAGGACACCAACCGGCGGCCCGAAGGGAAACACGGAGCCGAAAGCGCAGCGCGUCCGCGGUAGAGGACGAGGAGGUCGAAGAAGACGGCGAGGAGGAGAACGCAGGGCAGCACAAGAAGAAGCCACCGAGGCCGCAACGGGAAGCCACACCACCCGAUGCGGAGGCCGUCGAGAUCGACAUCACCCAAGUCAAGAUGGCCGACCUAGCGAAGGAUAUGCAUAUCGGCAAGAAGUUCAGCCUGCACGACGAGCUUAUGGAGCGCGAGCGUGCUAAGCGUCUCCGAUACAACGAGCGUAGGAAGCGACAGCAGACCGGCGAGGAAGGCGAGGAAACCGCGGAAACUGGCGAAGCCCCCGGCGCGACACCAUCUUCCGACCUCAACAACAGCGCCCAACCCACUCCCUCCGCCACGGACGACGCUACCGCCGAAACCCCCGCCGACAGCAGCGCCCGCGCCCCGAUUGGCGAAACCUAUCAGAUCAUCGACGGCGAGAUCGUGCUCGACCACCGCUCCCUCCAAGUCGACCGGCACGCACGGGCGCGCGAAGAGGCUGGCGACCUCGUCGAGAUCGAAGAGAACGACUUUACGCACCACACCACGUCAGCCACCUACCUACGGCGCAACCUCAAGCCGCAGCAGUGGACCGACGACGAGACGGACCUCUUCUACCAGGCGCUGCAGGCCUUCGGCACCGACUUCGACACCAUCUGCCGCAUGUUCCGGGGCAAGACGCGCAAGCACAUCAAGCUCAAGUUCAACCGCGAGGAGCGCGUCAACCCGCAGCGCAUCACCGCCGCCCUGGUCGGCCAGAAGACGGUCUCGUUCGACAUGGAGCAGUACCAGCGCGCCACGGGCCAGGAGUACGAGACGGCCGAGGCCAUCUACGCCGAGCAGAAGAAGGCCGAGGAGGAGUUCGAGGCCCGCCAGAAGGUCCUCGAGGACGAAAAGGCCGACGAGGUCCGCCGCAAGAAGGAGGAGGUCCUCGCCCAGCUCAACAGCGCCGUCGACGGCGAGGGGCCCAAGAAGGGCGGGCGCAAGGGCAGGAAGAAGAAGGGCCCUGUUCCCAUGGGGCUUUGA